Trematosphaeria pertusa is the source of this 4029-nucleotide messenger RNA. RefSeq lists its product as uncharacterized. Gene Ontology annotation, biological process: negative regulation of transcription by RNA polymerase II. The transcript has 4 exons. The coding region runs from base 304 to 3747 and encodes 1147 amino acids. Gene Ontology annotation, cellular component: nucleus. Gene Ontology annotation, molecular function: DNA-binding transcription factor activity, RNA polymerase II-specific; zinc ion binding; RNA polymerase II transcription regulatory region sequence-specific DNA binding. NCBI's taxonomy places the organism in Eukaryota, Fungi, Ascomycota, Dothideomycetes, Pleosporales, Trematosphaeriaceae. The record is from RefSeq and is a predicted model, not a curated record.
GUUCCAGCUUUGCUCGGGGCAAGCGAUGGAGUGAUUGCUCCGCCACUUCGGCUCGUAAAUGGCCGGUGUGUAGCACCGACUUUGAGUCAUCCAUCCGGCCACACUAGCCUCAGGCAGUGAAUAUAUGUGCUCGCAACUAACCUCUCACCUUGACCACCACACCACAGCUUGAUCUUCUCGCCUACAUUACAGGUCGGUCUGCAGGCGACACGCCCUUUCGAGCCCGCCUUCGCAACCCUACGUGAAGCUCUCGAGACACCCGACCUUGGAAUACUGGACUCGAGACCAACCCGUUGCGCCACUAUGUCGGCUACCACCGCUCCCCUUCCGGAGCAGAGCACCGACCCGUCGAGAGACGGCCAGAGGCGUCGCCGCCCCAGGCAUAGGAAUCGGCAAGGACACGCAAGUCAGGAGCACGAGCAGGAGCAGACUCCGUCGGAGCAGCCACCACCGCAGCGAGGCGGCCGGAGUGGGCGAGGACGAGCUCGCGGGCAAGCACCAAGCCGCGCUGUGGAUAAUGGAGCGGGAGUUACUUCAGCUCCCCCGGCGCAGCCGCGGAGAGGACGAGGGGGUGCCCACAAUCAGCUGAGGUUUCCACAGCGGACAGCUGGCGGCAGACAGUUCGGUGGGCAGUUGAGUGUUGAAGAUGCGGCGUCGACAUCCGCUCCAGAGUCCCACUUGCAGGCCGAUGCCCCCGAAUUUCAACCUGGCCGACCGAUCCUUCCUCGACAAUCAAGACCGCCCCGACAAAAGAAGCCCCAAGUCCCGAAAUCCACUGCCCCUGACAUAGCCACGAGGACUCAUGAAGACAUCGAUAAUGGCCACUACGAGUGUGCUAUUUGCACAGAAGAAGUCAGGAGAACAUCUAGAGGGGUCUGGUCCUGCAGGACUUGCUGGACCGUCUUCCACCUGGGCUGUAUCAAGAAGUGGUCGACUAAUGAGGGUUCGGCAGCUGCUCGGCAACAAGCGCCCGAUGGCGAGCUGCCGCCACCGCGGCAAUGGCGCUGUCCCGGAUGCAAUCUGCCCAAGGACGAAUUGCCGAAAUCCUUCGCCUGCUGGUGCGAGAAGGAGCUCGAACCCAAGUCACUUCCAGGCCUUCCCCCUUUCUCAUGCGGACAGACAUGCGCUCGGCCACGAACUCUACCCAAGAAAUGCCCCCACCCCUGCCCGGUGACCUGCCAUGCCGGCCCCUGUCCGCCCUGUACCCAGAUGGGCCCUACUCAGCAUUGCUUCUGUGGAAAGAAAGUCGUCACUCGCCGGUGUGUGGAUACAGACUAUGAGCACGGUUGGAGUUGUGGCGACAUCUGUGGCCACACCAUGCCUUGCGGAGAGCACUGCUGCCCCCGUCCAUGCCACGAAGGACUGUGCGGAGCCUGUGAGGUCCGUAUACCGGCUCGAUGCUACUGUGGCCAGGUGGACAAGGACAUAUUAUGCUGCGAUCGAGGGGACGAGCGCAGCAGCAGCCAGUCACACAUUGCGGAAGACGGCUCUACCACCGUUGAACACUGGACAGGCCUUUUCCAAUGCCCUAACGCUUGUGCACGGAAAUUUGACUGCGGAAUACACGCUUGCAAAAACCAAUGUCACCCACAAGAUGCCAAGCCAGCUCACUGUCCCCGAUCCCCCGAUGUUGUCUCCCACUGUCCGUGCGGGAAGACUCCCUUGAAUGAGAUCUCGAAUGCCGUCCGGUUUACCUGCGAGGAUCCCAUUCCGAAUUGUUCGAAAGCUUGCAGAAAACUGCUUGACUGCGGCCAUGAGUGUCAGCAGCCAUGCCACCAGGGCGAUUGUCCGCCUUGCUUGCGCAUUGUAUCUAUUGCAUGUCGAUGCGGGCGCACUACGUCUACAACCGUUUGUCAUCAGGGAACAGAAGAACCUCCUCAGUGUAUGCGGAUAUGCCGUGUCUCUCUCAAUUGUGGCCGACAUGAAUGUGGCGAGCGCUGUUGCCCUGGCGAGCGGAAGGCAGCGGAGCGGCAAUCGCAGCGACGUAAACCCCGACCGCUCGACUCUGCCCGACACCAGCCCGAAGAAGGUUUCGAAGCCGAGCACAUCUGUACGCGGCCAUGUGGUCGCCAGCUUAGGUGCGGUAACCCCGGUCACCGCUGUCAGGAAUUGUGCCACAAGGGUCCCUGUGGAACAUGUCGGGACGCCAUCUUCGAGGAGAUCAGCUGUCAUUGUGGACGGACCGUUCUCCAACCCCCACUACCCUGUGGUACGAAACCUCCACCAUGCCGUUUCCAGUGCGAGCGACCAAAGGAUUGUGGUCACCCUCAGGUUGCCCACACCUGCCAUGGAGACGACGAAGACUGCCCGAAAUGCCCGUUCCUAACGACUAAAUCUUGUCUGUGCGGCAAGAAUACGCUCAAGAAUCAGCCAUGCUGGCUAACAGAAGUCCGAUGCGCAGAAACUUGCGGCCGUAGACUAAAAUGUGGUGCACAUUAUUGUCAGAAGCAGUGUCAUCGCCCUGGCGAGUGCGCUGAGCCGUGUAGGCAGCCCUGUGGGAAGGACUUGAGUGUCUGUGGCCACCCGUGCAUGGCUCCGUGCCAUUCUCCGGUACCUUGCAAGGAAGACAAGCCUUGCCAGCACAAAAUCCUCGUUACCUGUGACUGCCAGAGGAUCAAGCAAGAAGCGAGGUGUCUUGCAUCAAAGAACGGUGAAGGUAACCUCAAGAAGACACUGAAAUGCGACGACGAGUGUGCCCGCCUUGAGAGGAACCGCAAACUCGCAUUGGCGCUUAACGUUGACCCUGAGCAUCAGAGCGACCAUGUCCCAUACGGCGCCGACACGCUCAACAUGUAUCAACAAAACUCUACCUGGGCGGCGGCUCAAGAGAAGGAGCUGAGACUGUUCGCAGCCAAACCCGAGGAAAAGCGCUUACGCUUCAAGCCGAUGCCGCGGCACCAACGAGCUUUCCUACAUUCCAUUGCAGAAGACUUCGGUUUUGACUCCGAGAGCAUGGACCCCGAACCUCAUCGACACGUUGCAAUAUUCAAGACUCCCCGAUUCGUGAUGGCGCCGAUGAAAACGCUGGCUGAGUGCGUGAGGAUCCGACAGGUUCAGCGAGCUACAGCAGCACCAGCAGCCGCUACAAUGCUCAUGUCGCGUCCGAGACCAAGCAACAUCGCCGGAGAUCCAUACAACGCUUUCCUAAUCACCAACCCCCGUUUUGCCCUAACCGUCGAAGACGUGAGCUCUAUCCUCAAGAGCGUCCUACCGAAGACUUCAUGUCCACUAGAGCUUGAAAUUAAUUUCCUACCCACGGAGGAGGUGGCUCUUAAACCCCCGAUUGCUGCGCGGGUCAACCUGCCUGAACGCGAGGUACAAGCUAUGCUGGAGUCCAUCAAGCCCGCCUUAUCCCAGGCAAUAUCUUCACAUAAGAUCGGCAAGCUUCAGCUUGCUAGACUUGACUCCUCCUUGAACGUCUUGCGUAAGGAGUCGGACUCCUUAGGGGCCGGCUGGAGCCAGGUAGCCGCCAAAGGAGCUCCGGUGCGCCAUGUCGAAAAGAGCGCCCCGGUCGGCCAUAAGGGCGGGUUUGCUGUCUUGAGCCUGAGCAGCACCAGGAAGAAGAAGGAGAAGCCUGCAGAGGUGGUAGAGGAUUGGGAAGCGGCGGAGGAAAUCGAGGAAGAGAAGGAGAAGGCCAGUGGCGCUAACAGCGGGGUUGUCUCCGAAGAUGAGGGAUUGUCUCGCCCCCAGAGCAGCGUGUUCGGAGUGGAUGGUGCGUCAGAGGCUGUCGAUGCGGCGAAGGACUGAGCUUCGAUACCCCGCUGAAGGCCUUCUCGUCAACUUAUCCGCCGUAGACGUAAAAACCGCUCCGGCUUAUGAGGUAGGUAGCAUAGCCCUGGUACUUGAAUAGUGUCAAAAUUAGAGUUAUCCCUCUGCGUCUGCAUCUGCAUACAUGUCUUUUCCAUUUGUGAUGUAAUGUUGCUAGCUGGGAAAUUAGGGACUUCCUUGACUGCCUUGCUAGAUCGAAUCGGCCGAGAAGGAAUGGUAUUGGGUUGAAGCAUGUACAUGGCAGACUGAUAUUCAUGUGGG